UUAAAGCCCACAAAAAUUGUAGCCCAUAAUUGGAACCCCGAAAUCCAAAUCUCAGCUUAAUCCCUCCUCCAAGACGCGGGAAAUCAAAAAUCAUAACGCAGGGACUAAAACAGAAAAAAAUAUUCAGCAAAAAUGGAGAGACCGAACUCUAACAGCGACUUACACAGUCUGCUAAAAGCCAUCAAAUCUUCAGAAGUAGUAGAAUGCCAGGUUCAGCUGAUUGUUAAACUCACUGAGUUAGAUUUACCUGACAAAUCCGACGUCGCGUUAGUUUUUGAUUCUCUCACAACACUUUGGGAUGAGUUUACUUGCUUGGAUGUAUCACAGUGUUUGUUAAACAAAGCUAUAAUUCAGGUGGCUUCGAAAUAUGUAGAUUUGGACUUAUCGGGAUGUUUACUGCUACAAUUUCCUGAUCUUGGCACUAAGGCAAGCCUAUGGUGCGGGAAGCAUUUGAAAAUGACUCUUAUGUCAUCUGCUGAUUCUCAAGAAGAAGAACAUAGUGGCAUUUUCUUUCAGCUGCUUUUGGAAUUUCUAAGCCUCUCUGCGUCCAUUUUGAUCAAUUUGACAAGAUACCCUGUAUCAACUGACGUUGAUUCUGCAGUUAUUGUUGAAAGAUUCGUUUUGGAGCAGCUAAAUUUUACAAAGGAUGUAGUAUCAGAAGCUAAGAGAAUCAGUUGUGGCUCAGAAGUACUGAAGGCUGCACAAAUGGUGAUUGAUGCUGUGAUCAGACUGUGCAAGGAGUAUUUCCUAGCUGUGAAUUGGGAUAACUGCGGUGGAAGAUCUGGGAAGGAAGAGAGCAGCAUAGAUCCUAUAUUGGACAACUGUAGGAAUCAUGUUAUAAACAUCACAAAAUGCACUAUAGAGAACUUAUAUAAACUAGGCAUUCUUGCAGCAAAUGACGGUGGAAGUUUGGUAACGAUUCUUAAUGUGUCAUGGAAAGGUGUGGUUACUUUGCUUCAGCAAGGCAAGCAAGUGCUAACUGAUAGGGUAUGCGUGCAAGAUAUUCUUAUAACCCUAAUUUCACUUGUCAAGGAACCUCUUAGACGUACAUCCAUGGCUUGGUCUUCGGUGGAGGAAACCAUUUCUACAACUGAUUGUAGAAGGACAUUUCUUCCAGUUAAAUUUUACCUCAUUAAUGCGAUGAAAUUAUCCACCUUAUAUCCAUGUCAAGCAUUACUCAUUUACAGGGAGGUGGCACAUUGUGUCCUCAUGAUCUCAACCUUCAGGAUUAUACUAAGCUUUCAAAAGCUUUUGAAUACUGCAAGUCAAGUGUUCUCCGAACUUCUAGAGAAGACCUCCAUGGAUUUCCUUACUUCUUUACUGAAUUCAGCUGAAGUGAAACAGGAGCAAAAAUUUGAACUUCUGGACUGGCUGUUCACGGAUGAAUGCCUCUCAAAUUAUAGUCAUGGUGAUUCAAGUAGUUUUUAUAAGAUAACUUCCGUGGAUAAAACAUUUUCUGCAAAUUCCGAAUCUGUAUCUCAAGAUAGGCUAUUGCUGCUUGGUCGCGUUGCACUAUUUCAUACUUUGCUCAGGUAUUCUGUUUGUCUCGAGGAAGACAUACGGAACAAUAUAACAAGAAAGCUUGUGUGGGUUUUGGAUGUAUUAGUUAAUGAAGAGGUGUAUUCUUCAAUUCUUGAUUUGCAAAUACCUGUAGCAUAUGGUUCUGGUAAAACAGCUGAAUUGGUUUGGCAGCCUAUUUUUUCUUCCGUCGUGGAUGCAAUAAAAACUUUCAUGAUUUUGGUAUCUUCAACUUCUGGUUGGAUGGAGUUGGAGGAUUUUCUGCUUGAGAAUCUUUUCCAUCCACAUUUUCUUUGCUGGGAGGUUAUAAUGGAACUUUGGUGCUUUUUGCUGCGUCAUGCUGAAUCUGACAUGGUAAAUAACAUUCUCAAUAAAUUUUUCUCUUUAAUGAAGCUACUGGCAUCUCCAGAAUCAGUUCAUAUUCCUGCUUCUCCCCUGAGAAAAAUAGCAAGAAUUAUCUGCUUGCUUCUUACAAAUGGGUCUUCAUCUAUGGUGGACCAUGUCUAUCGUUCAGUCGUUGGUGAUGACAAAUCUCAAUUGUCAUCAGUCAUGUAUAUAGCCUUGCUCUUGGAAGGUUUUCCACUGAAUGUAAUGUCAGAUAACUUGAGGAGUGUUGCUAAACAGAAAAUCGUUACCGAUUAUUUUACCUUCAUAGGAACCUCUGGUAACAAACUGUCGACUGCCUGCAGUUCGAGUCUAUCGGCGACUCCAGUUUUUGCCCUGUCGGCUUCGCUGCAGUCACAACAAGUUAGCAUAUCUGAUGUUGACAUGAAGAGCCUCAGCUUUUUAGUUACAACAAUUCGCAACUUGAAAAGUGCUGUGGAUAAACCAAUGAAACAACAUUAUCACAUGCUUUUAAGCGAGACACUGGGGAUCAUCUCGAAUUUAAAGCAUUUAUAUACAUCUGAUGAGAUGGAGGAAGUAAUCUUGGAGCUUCAAAACCUGUUUAUCUCAGGGCCAGCCGCCUCUGAUCCUCUGUUGUAUCAAUGCAAACCGUAUCUGGCGCUUUACAUGGGAGGACUUGGAGACAUGGAGAUAUCGGAAAAGGAUGAUUGUGCAAAAAGCUGUGCCGUGUGGGAGUUGUAUCACAUGGUAUUCAAGGAACGACACUGGGCGCUAGUUCAUCUCGCAAUUGCAUCAUUUGGAUACUUUGCUGCUCGUACUUCUUGCAACGAGCUUUGGCGAUUUGUGCCCCAAAAUGCAGCUCUUUGUUAUGAUGUUAUGUCCGGAAAUGACACAAAUGUGGAGAGAUUUAUGUCCGAGUUAAAAUCAUUUCUCGAGAAGGAAACAGCUCUUCUCAUCGCUGAUCCUAGCUUUGAGCAGCUUGAGUUGCUUAUGAAAGAAGGUGCGGUACUGAAAGAAAUGGUUCAGAGAGUUGCGAGCAUUCAGAUAGAGGCCAUGGAAUGUGAAGAAACUGAUGUCGACCUCCAAUCGAACAAGAGAAGGAAACUUCCUGAUGGAAUCAGCAAAGGAGUGGAAAUACUCCAGAGCGGCUUGAAGGUGAUCGGCGACGGUCUUUCCCAGUGGCAGCAGAAUCAGAUGGAUUCCUCUGAACAUCAUGAUAAGUUUUUAACUCAUUUUUCUCAACUGCAAGAUGUCAUUACUCGCAUUAUUAGCUUGACCGAUGAAUAGUUAUACUUUUCGCUUGUAUGUUGAAGUAUUGUUCUUCGAGGCUUAGAAAAACAAAAAAACUACUUCAAUUGUAUAGGUACAUGUAAGUAAAUACUUAAUCUAACAGAUGUGAUAUUCCCUCUCAAAAAAAAAAAAACAGAUGUGAUUUUC
Molecule: messenger RNA, 3300 nt
Organism: Mercurialis annua (annual mercury)
Lineage: Eukaryota; Viridiplantae; Streptophyta; Magnoliopsida; Malpighiales; Euphorbiaceae
Exons: 7
Coding region: 133-3150 (1005 amino acids)
Source: RefSeq, a predicted model, not a curated record